This is a messenger RNA of Rhagoletis zephyria (snowberry fruit fly), 1410 nucleotides long. Its product is annotated as ferlin family C2 domain-containing myoferlin misfire. Gene Ontology annotation, biological process: plasma membrane organization. NCBI's taxonomy places the organism in Eukaryota, Metazoa, Arthropoda, Insecta, Diptera, Tephritidae. The record is from RefSeq and is a predicted model, not a curated record.
AUGCAUGUUCAGACCACAGAUUUGGAUGCUGCCGAUAAAUAUACGGAUAACAUGUUAGAAGUCUCAGUUUUCGAUCGAAACGUGUUUGCCGAUGAUUAUAUCGGUUCCACAUUUAUCGACUUGGAAGAUCGCUGGCGUACCAAACAUCGCGCUGUCGUUGGGAUUGCCAAAGAAUAUUCAAAGAGUGGUUACAAUAAAUGGCGCAAUAUUGCCACGCCUUUCGAGAUUCUGACCGAACUUUGUUCGCAACGAGAUUUACCACCGCCAAAAUUCCUCGAAAAAAGUAUUGAAGUGGACGGUUUGAAGUUUAAGGAUGAAACGCGCAUUGCGAUAGCGGAAGAAUUACAGGAGCGUCUUAGUCUAACAGCGCUACACCAUUUGGAUCAGCUGCCGUCCCUUGGCUACAAAUUAGUGCCAGAGCAUGUCGAAACUCGGACCUUAUACCGUCGCGAUGGUCCAGGCAUAGAACAGGGCAAAAUACAGCUAUGGGUUGAGCUGUAUGAGGGCAACUUAAAUAUACCAGCGCCUAUCGAUAUCACCCCACACCCGCCACAAGCGUACGAAUUGCGCGUUGUAGUCUAUGGCUGCGCUGAUUUAACGUUGGACGAUCGGAAUAUUUUUGGCAAAAGAAUGAGUGAUGUCGGCGUAAAAGGCUGGUGUGCUGACAAAGACCAAUCGCAAGCAACAGAUAUCCAUUACCGUUCGUUCAAUGGAGAAGCUGCAUUUAAUUGGCGCAUGGUCUUCCCCCUCAAGUAUUCUGCCAAUGAAGAUAUGAUGGUCAUCAAGGUGAAAAGUGGCGUACUUAACGAAUACGAAGUAAAGCAUCCUGCCGUAUUAUAUCUUCAAGUCUGGGAUAAUGACUUGAUCACAAAAGAUGAUUUUCUGGGCAUGCUCGAGUUGAAUCUAUCAAACUUUCCAGAGCCUUGCACGAAUCGGCGUUUCUGUACGUUGACCAAUGAGUUUGCCGGCAUUAAGCUACCCGAAACACUGGCACGAUUACAAGGCGUGGCACAUCGGCGUCGUCCACCGGUGAAUUUGUUUGCGAAAAAGCGCGUAAAAGGCUGGUUUCCGCUGCACGGACAAGUCGAGCAGCUGUCUAAGGAUAAACGGCUCAAGGAGCAAUUGCGUACGCAAACUGGAAAAAUCGAAGUGGAACUGGAGUUACUUACCGAAGCGGAAGCGGCAGCGAGUCCUGUUGGUGUGGGUCGCAAUCCACCGAAUGCAUUAGCCAAUCCAUCACGACCUGAUACCUCUUUUAAUCCAUUAACAAAUCCAAUUAAGGCAUUUAACAAAAUUUUACUUCCCGUUCUUAUCAAAGCACUUAUCAUAGUCGGCGUCUGCGCUAUUAUUAUUCUGUCCAUUGUGCUAUUCUUUUCCAAUGUACCUUACAAAUUUUUGGGAUUGCGUUGA